Messenger RNA from Phlebotomus argentipes, 1421 nucleotides. RefSeq names its product putative cystathionine gamma-lyase 2. Bases 106 to 1305 code for a protein of 399 amino acids. The record is from RefSeq and is a predicted model, not a curated record. The transcript is spliced from 4 exons. Lineage: Eukaryota; Metazoa; Arthropoda; Insecta; Diptera; Psychodidae. Gene Ontology annotation, molecular function: cystathionine gamma-lyase activity; pyridoxal phosphate binding. Gene Ontology annotation, biological process: transsulfuration. Gene Ontology annotation, cellular component: cytoplasm.
GUUGACAUUCCGUCGUUGAGUGUGCAAGACUGCGUGCAGUUCUAAAGUGUUCUGUAUUGUUCUGUUGGUUGUUUUGAUUUGACGACACGUCUCCGCAUUGUGAGAAUGGUUGGAAAGGAUUUCAGCGAGCAAGAAGGAUUCCGCACGGCGGCAAUCCACACCGGGCACACUCCGAAAUCCCUCGGAGAUCCUGUAAUUCCGCCUAUCGUGAACUCGACAAUCUAUAGAUAUGACGCUAUCCACAAUGAUAAGGAUUUCGAGUACACGCGUGUGGGAAAUCCUACGAGGACUGCAUUGGAACAGUGCUUGGCCACUCUGGACGAUGGCAAGUACGCUCUGACCUUUUCGUCAGGCCAAGGCGCCACGACGUCUAUCACGCACCUGAUGAGCCCGCACGAUCACAUCCUCGUGUCUCGGGACUUGUACACCGGCACGGAAGGACUGAUGUCCUCGCUGGGCGCUCAGAAGCGCGUCGACGUUGAGUUCUUCAACGCUGUUGAUCUCGAGGAGCUGAAGCGUCUCCUGAAGCCCAGCACAAGAAUGGUGUGGCUGGAAAGCCCCACGAAUCCUCACCUGGUCGUUGUUGACAUCAGAGCUAUUUCAGACAUCGCUCAUAAUUACAACAAGAAUAUAAUCGUUGUUGUGGACAAUUCUUUCUUGUCUUCGUACUUUCAACGACCGCUCAAUUUCGGCGCUGACAUCUCAAUGUACUCUCUGACGAAAUUCAUGAAUGGCCACUCGGAUGUCCUCAUGGGCGCAGCAGUGACAAACUGCCAGGACAUUUAUGAGCGCCUGAAGCGCGUACAAGUCGGCCUGGGAAUAGUGCCGAGUCCCUUCGAUUGCUUCCUGAUGCACCGCAGCCUUAAGACGCUGGGCGUGCGGAUGGAGAAACACCACGAGAACUCCCUGGCUGUGGCGAAGUUCCUGCAGAAGCACCCAAAGAUUGAGAAAGUCCUCCAUCCGGCACUGCCCGACAAUCCGCGCUACAGCCUGACAUUGAGGCAAACGUACGGCCACAGCGGAAUAAUGGCCUUCUACUUGAGAGGUGGUAUUGACGAAGUCAAGAAAUUUGCAAGCAAAUUGAAAUAUAUUACAAUCGCCAAAUCGCUCGGAGGCGUCGAGUCCACCAUUGUCUUCCCGCACAUUAUGAUGUACGAGCGAUUCAGCGAGGAGGAGAAGAUCAAUAUGGGCAUCUCGGUGAAUUUUGCCCGCAUGUCCAUCGGCAUUGAAGAUCACAACGUUCUAAUCAACGAUCUAGAUCAGGCCCUCAAUUCACUUCCUGCAAGCCCUGUCAGCAAGUUGUAAAAGCGUCAAGUUCUCUACCACAUCAAAUGUGCCUUUAUUCCCCAAAAAGAAAGAAUAUUGUUGAGCUUGCAGUGCAGCAACAAUAAAAUAAAGACGAAUGUUCGCAAUUACAUAAA